CCGGGCACCAUGCUGCCCUCGCAGGAGGCCUCCAAGCUCUACCACGAGCACUACAUGCGGAACUCGCGGGCCAUCGGCGUGCUGUGGGCCAUCUUCACCAUCUGCUUCGCCAUCAUCAACGUGGUGGUCUUCAUCCAGCCCUACUGGGUGGGUGACAGCGUGAGCACCCCCAAGCCCGGCUACUUCGGCCUCUUCCACUACUGCGUGGGCACCGGGCUGGCGGGCCGCGAGCUCACCUGCCGGGGCUCCUUCACCGACUUCAGCACCAUCCCGUCCGGCGCCUUCAAGGCGGCCGCCUUCUUCGUGCUGCUGUCCAUGGUCCUGAUCCUCGGCUGCAUCACCUGCUUCGCGCUUUUCUUCUUCUGCAACACCGCCACGGUCUACAAGAUCUGCGCCUGGAUGCAGCUCCUGGCAGCUCUGUGCCUUGUUCUGGGCUGCAUGAUCUUCCCCGACGGCUGGGACGCCGAGACCAUCCGGGACAUGUGUGGGGCCAAGACGGGGAAGUACUCCCUGGGGGACUGUUCGGUGCGCUGGGCGUACAUCCUGGCCAUCAUCGGCAUCCUCAACGCGCUCAUCCUCUCCUUCCUCGCCUUCGUGCUGGGCAACCGGCAAACGGACCUGCUGCAGGAGGAGCUCAAGCCGGAGAACAAAGAUUUUGUGGGCACUACAGUAAGCUCUGUGCUGCGACCAGGCGGCGACGUCUCUGGAUGGGGAGUCCUGCCCUGCCCUGUCACUCACUCCCAGGGACCCUAAGGCCAGGAUCGCAGCCCAGGAAUUGGCCUGACCUCAGUGUUUCCUGUCUGCUGCCCUCUCACCCCUACACUCAGGUCUGAGGGAAGACCCUGAUCUCCGGCUGACCACGCGUGGAAGGCCGGCGAGGACCCGCAGCCUUUCACGAGAACACAGGGCCCGUCUGCAGCCUGGGGGGGUGGGGGUGGGAGAAAGGCCCCAGACCCUGGGAGGCCUGAGCCAGCCCUGCCUCAAUUUGACCUAAGGGGGAACCAGG
Molecule: messenger RNA, 1006 nt
Organism: Perognathus longimembris pacificus (Pacific pocket mouse)
Lineage: Eukaryota; Metazoa; Chordata; Mammalia; Rodentia; Heteromyidae
Gene: Lhfpl4
Product: LHFPL tetraspan subfamily member 4
Exons: 3
Coding region: 10-753 (247 amino acids)
Biological process (GO): gamma-aminobutyric acid receptor clustering; sensory perception of sound
Cellular component (GO): postsynaptic membrane; plasma membrane; inhibitory synapse
Molecular function (GO): GABA receptor binding
Source: RefSeq, a predicted model, not a curated record